Carlito syrichta (Philippine tarsier) is the source of this 1917-nucleotide messenger RNA. It is a transcript of the gene ZNF10, whose product is annotated as zinc finger protein 10. Gene Ontology annotation, molecular function: DNA-binding transcription factor activity, RNA polymerase II-specific; RNA polymerase II cis-regulatory region sequence-specific DNA binding. Lineage: Eukaryota; Metazoa; Chordata; Mammalia; Primates; Tarsiidae. Gene Ontology annotation, biological process: regulation of immune system process; regulation of cytokine production; negative regulation of transcription by RNA polymerase II. The record is from RefSeq and is a predicted model, not a curated record. Bases 168 to 1889 code for a protein of 573 amino acids. The transcript is spliced from 5 exons.
CGCGCGGUGCCGGUGAGCGGGUUCGUGGUUCUCCAUCGAUUCUGUCGUUGCUGCUGCCUUUGUGACGGGAUCGCGUCCCCCAGCGAACCUCCUAGUUGCUUAUCGCAGCUUUGCCUCCUCAGCACUCUCCUGUUACUCAAGGAAGUAUUGUCAAGAGCAAAGAGGACAUGGAAACUAAGUCGCUAACUGUCUGGUCCCAGAUACUGGUGACCUUCAAGGAUGUACUUGUGGAAUUCUCCAGGGAGGAAUGGAAGCUGCUGGACAUCACUCAGCAGAUCAUGUACAAAGAUGUGAUGUUGGAGAACUAUAAGAACCUGGUUUCCUUGGGGUAUCAGCUUCCUAAACCAGAUGUGAUCCUCUGGUUGGAGAAAGGGCAAGAACCCUGGCUGGUGGAGAGAAGGAUUCACCAAAAGACCCAUCCCAAUUUGGAGACUGCGGUUGAAAUUAAACCAUCUGUUUCCAGUAAGAGCAUUUUUAAAGAUAAGCAGUCCUCUGACAUUAAAAUGGAAGGAAUGGCAAGGAAUGAUCUCUGGUAUUUGUCAUUAGAAGAAGUCUGGAAAUAUGAAGACCAGUUGGACAAGUAUCAGGAAAACCCAGAGAGACAUUUGAGGCAAGUGACAUUCACCCAAAAGAAAGCACUUACUCAGGAGAGAAUCUGUGAAAGUGGUAGAUAUGGGGGAAACUGUCUUCUUCCUGCUCAGCUAGUACUGAGAGAAUAUUUUCAUAAACGUGACUCACAUACUAAAACUUUAAAACAUGAUUUAGUUCUUAGUGGUCAUCAGGAGAGCUGUGCAAGUAACAGUAAUGAAUGUAGUCAAACCUUCUGUCAAAACAUUCACCUUAUUCAAUUCACAAGAACUUCCAUGGGAGAUAAAUCUUCCAAAUGCCCUGAUAAUGGUAACUCUCUUACUCAUGGCAUAUCCCCAAGUAUAUCAAAGGGCAUACAUAGAGAGAAACCCUAUAAAUGUAAGGAAUGUGGAAAAUUCUUCAGCUGGCGCUCUAAUCUUACUAGGCAUCAGCUUAUUCAUACUGGAGAGAAACCCUAUGAAUGUAAAGAAUGUGGAAAAUCAUUCAGCCGGAGUUCUCACCUCAUUGGACAUCAAAAGACUCAUACUGGCGAGGAACCAUAUGAAUGUAAAGAAUGUGGAAAAUCCUUCAGCUGGUUCUCUCACCUUGUUACCCAUCAGAGAACUCAUACAGGAGACAAACUGUACACAUGUAAUCAGUGUGGAAAGUCUUUUGUUCAUAGCUCUAGGCUUAUUAGGCACCAGAGAACUCAUACUGGAGAGAAACCCUAUGAAUGUCCUGAAUGUGGGAAAUCUUUCAGACAGAGCACACAUCUCAUUUCGCAUCAGAGAACUCAUGUUAGAGUCAGGCCUUAUGAAUGUAAUGAAUGUGGAAAGUCUUACAGCCAGAGAUCUCACCUUGUUGUGCAUUACAGAAUUCACACUGGACUGAAACCUUUUGAGUGUAAAGAUUGUGGAAAAUGCUUUAGUCGAAGCUCUCACCUUUACUCACAUCAAAGAACCCACACUGGAGAAAAACCAUAUGAGUGUCAUGAUUGUGGAAAGUCCUUUAGCCAGAGCUCUGCCCUCAUUGUGCACCAGAGAAUACAUACUGGAGAGAAACCAUAUGAAUGUCGUCAGUGUGGGAAAGCCUUCAUCCGGAAGAAUGAUCUCAUGAAGCAUCAGAGAAUUCAUAUUGGAGAAGAGCACUAUAAAUGCAAUCGGUGUGGCAUGAUCUUCAGCCAGAACUCUCCAUUUGUAGUGCAUCAGAUAGCUCACACUGGAGAGCAAUUCUUAACAUGUAAUCAGUGUGGGACAGCACUUGUUAAUAAUCCUAACCUUAUUAGAUACCAGACAAAUCAUAUUAGAGAAAAUGCCUACUAAUGUAAUGAAUAUGGAACUUUUUCACAAA